Molecule: messenger RNA, 1292 nt
Organism: Hydractinia symbiolongicarpus
Lineage: Eukaryota; Metazoa; Cnidaria; Hydrozoa; Anthoathecata; Hydractiniidae
Product: UDP-N-acetylglucosamine/UDP-glucose/GDP-mannose transporter-like
Exons: 13
Coding region: 202-1155 (317 amino acids)
Cellular component (GO): Golgi apparatus
Molecular function (GO): antiporter activity; GDP-fucose transmembrane transporter activity
Source: RefSeq, a predicted model, not a curated record
UCAUGCAAAUCGCGCACCAAGGAGAUCCGCACAGACGAACCGGGAAGUUCGCUGCGCAAAUUGCGCAAGGUGAGGUCUGUGAGCUCACGGACACGAAUUCAAUAUGGCUUCCUGAUAAACAAAGGCACGUUUUAUAGAAUUUUUGCGUGCAAACAAAAGAAUAACCAAGAACGUAUCGAAACUGUACAAGCAUCACCAAUCAUGCAGGAAACAGCAAGCACGUUCCGGAAGGUAACCACAGCGCUUUUCUAUGCGUCAAGUUCAAUGCUUAUUGUAAUGGUGAACAAAAAUAUUCUUACUACAUACAAAUUCCCUUCAUUUCAAGCAUUGGGACUUGGACAGAUGUGUACGUCAGUGGUUGUUUUGUUAUUAGCACGAUCUCUUGGUAUCAUAACAUUUCCUGCAUUUGGAAAAGACACAGUGAAGAAGGUAUUUCCACUCCCUUUGUUCUUCUUUUUCAACUUGGUGUUCGGGUUAGGAAGUACAAAAACAUUAAAUUUACCCAUGUUUACAGUGCUACGAAGAUUUUCAAUUUUAUUUACAAUGAUUGGUGAAUAUAUAGUUUUAAGGAAGCAACCAAAUUGUGCAAUACAGCUUUCUGUAUAUUUAAUGUUGCUUGGUGCAAUUGUUGCUGCGAGCACUGAUUUGGCUUUUGACGCUACUGGUUAUUUAAUGAUUAUGAUCAACAAUCUCACCACUGCAGCGAAUGGUGUGUACAUGAAGAAGAAACUAGACUCUAAAGAUCUUGGUAAAUAUGGCCUAAUGUUUUACAACAGUCUCUUUAUGUUGGCUCCAUCUGUGAUACUCGCUACAUACACUGGCGAUAUGGAAAAGGCUUACCGAUAUGAAAGUUGGAAUUCAGUCAAGUUUGUGGUCCAGUUUAUACUAUCCUGUAUAAUGGGCUUCGUAUUAAACUAUUCAUUAUUUUUGUGUACACAAGCCAACUCGGCGUUAACUACGACCAUCAUUGGAUGUCUAAAGAAUGUUUUAGUAACAUAUUUUGGUAUGGUCAUUGGUGGAGAUUAUGUUUUUACAUGGACGAACUUUCUAGGAUUAAAUAUUAGCAUCGUUGGUAGUAUAAUUUAUUCUUAUUUGGUACUAUACAACCCUGCUACAACGCCGCCAGCACAAAGCAGUUCAAGUGGCAAAGUUUGAAAAUAAAACACGAUGUUUUUCUACCCAUACUCAAACCAAUGAUGUGUUAGUUAUAUAGGCUCGGAUUUGGAUAUCGGUAAAUAUAACGUAAUCUGCAAUGUAUAAAUAUAUUUUCACUGCAAGUAAUAUUUAUUAAA